AGAGGCAUGAGAAGAUGGCGACGUAUUUGAAACGAACGUCAAAAUUGUUUGAUUUAUCGUUAUCGCGGAUGUCUGCGGAGGUGAAUUUGAGGGACUUGAUGUGCCCAGUGUGCAGAGGCAUCCUGAUAGAGCCAGUGACGCUCCCAUGUACGCACAAUUUGUGUUUAAGGUGCCUCAAGGGUACCUUCGAGCACAACAGUCUGAGUUGUCCGCUCUGUAGAGUUCGUGUAGGUUCCUGGCUACGUACGGCCACCAAGUCGGAAACUCUCGUAAAUAACGGACUCUGGGAACUCAUUCGCACCAAAUUCCCGAGAGAAGUCGAAAGCAAGCACAACGGCGACGAGGCUGACAUCGAGCUGGACUCUGACUACACCAGGACGAACAAAAUACUCAGUGCUGCUGGAGAGAUUCGUAGGGAAUAUGAGGCUCAACUGCGAAUUGCCGAAGAAGAGAUGCGAAGGCAGCGGGAGGCAGAACGAAUCGCCAGCGAAGCCUUGAUACGAAAAAUUCAGGAGGAGGAACAGCACCAGUUAACACAGUUGGCCCAAGAUCAAUUAUUGGCAAAAAGUUUGGCGAAGAGACAAAUUAUGGAUAAGGACAACGAAGCGAUGAGAUACUAUAAUGAGUAUUUGAACGUCUCGAUGCCGGAUUGCAACAUCGAAAAGUCAAAGUUGAAUAUGCACUUAACACCUGUCACCGAUGCAGAACUGUCAACGGUAGCUGGUAUAAAUUUACAGGACGAGAAGGCGAUUGUAAUUAAAUCAAGGGAUGGCUUAGAACCACGGAAAUCAAAUGUUGCAUUAAUAUCGAAAAUUCGGACAGAGCGAUAUGCUUCUAACAUAAGGGGCAAUCCUUCAAAUAUAUAUAAUGACAUUGCUGAUAAUAAAUUAUGCUGUCAAAAAGCAAUACCUAUGCAUAACACCGUAGCAAGAACAUUGAAGCAUCCGGUCAUAUCGAAAUUUCCACAACCUUGCGGUUCAAAGUAUGUACCGGAGCCUGGUUGCUCUGGUUCUAAAAUGUAUGGUUUACAAAGUAAAGAAGAAUUACAUGUACCGAGUGAUGUUUUGACUAAUAACAAAAAGCGAUUAGGAGUUGAAGUUUGCGUGACCGUUGGCGAGGACGACGAAAGAAUUGGAAGUGCAGAAAGCGCUGGCAGUCAUGAUAGUAUUAAUCAAGAAAUUCAUCAUUUUAAACCUAUAAAAGCAAUGCCAAGAACACCGCUCAAAAUGUCUCCAGAUGGUAAGCAGAUAGAUCCAAAAUUAAUUCGAGUUAUCCCUUUGUUGAAAUACGUUUCCAAUGUUGUGCCAAAACCUCCGGCACCGACUCAUUUGAAACGGAUGAUCGGUUGCUCCUGGAGUGCCUUUAAAGGUAAAGCACGACAAGACUUGAAGAUAAAAGAAACAUCUGGCGAACUGAGUACUGCGGAAGAGGAUACCGACAAGAAAUCAUCAUCGUCACUGCUGAACCAAUUUCAGAAUAUUUCUAAUAAGUUAGUAAAAUCUCAGGUGUCCGAAACGGUUCGAAGGCUUGACCUUGAACCCGAAUUAGCAUUUGACAGUAAUAAGAACUAUGCGAAGAACAUUAACCGAAUGAUCAAUGGUACUAAAGUUAGCAAAAAAUUAAUUCUGGGCAAGGACAUGGAGCCGGAAAGGAUUGGCAAAUCUUGGAAAGGUAAAAAUGGAAUACUUGUCAAAUGUAGACGUCAGAAGAGCUGGGACGAACAGAAGGACGUGGAACACGUUGACUCGAAGAUUUCAGGAGACGAUGAUAACGAAGAUUCCGACAUCAUCCUCUGUUCGCCCAAUCCCGCGGAAAGUUCCUCGAAAUAUCACGAGAACACGGUAGGCUCCUCGAACGUGGCAGUGCACGAGAACAUUGCGGAAAGAAUGAAGAAGAGAAAAGCGCACCUCGGUAACGAGACUUCGCAGAACGCCAGGGACCUUGUAGAACCAGAAAACGUGCCUAGGAGGACGACGAAGAAAUCCAACAAAAAGAAUUCCGUCUGUUCGGAGCCCUUCGAGGACACUGGCUCGGCAUUAAGUGGGAGACAAAAAAGGAAAGCGGCCUCCAAGAGUGCACCCAAGUCGAAGCGACAAAGACCCUACAGAUUAACUCGAGCAAACUUUACCAAUUUAACGGGCAGCGUCGAAUCGCUGAUCGAGUCCAGCGACAACGGCGUGGCCUCCGAGGCAGGGAAACUCUCUUGCAAGAGGGCCAACAAGAAAACGCCGAGAAGUUUGCUGAAGGGGGACGAGUUCAACUCUCUCGAAAAAAAUCUGAGCGAGACCGAGGAUUUGUACGACUCCGGAGACGGCAGAGCCAACGAGUCGGCCUCCGAGGACAACGGGCUGGACACCGAUGACCCCUCCUACGGUGACCCUCAGAAAUUGUCCGAGGAGGACGUCAUCAAGGAGCAGGAACGGAUCGAGAGGCUCGUUCUCCAGGAGAAGCAAGACUUCGAGCUGGCCCAGAGACUGCAGGCCAAAUUCAACGAGAUGGAGAGAAUAGCCGGACGCACCAGGGGCUCCAGAAGGGCCCUCGAGAACGGCAGCCUGGAGGCGGAUCUCUUCAAGAUCGACUUGAGGAAGAGUGCCAAGAAGACCAACGCGCACACUGCCAAACGAGCAAUCAAUGGCGAGGUAACGAGCAGUCCCGGUAAGCAGCGAAGGCCUCAGAGACGAGCGGCGAAAUAAUGCGUCUGUCCUUCGCACCCAUCGUCGUAACGAGCCCUCCAACGCGGAUGUUCCUAUAUAUAAACUUAACGCAAGGCGGUUUCAAAUUCACCGUGGGUAUUGCAACACUUUUUAUGUCAUUCAUUUGUCCGACACGAUGAUACGUACCUGGUUGCCUCGAGGAGGGCCGUGUCAAGACACCCGUCAAGAAAUGUCAUUUUAUCGGAGGCCUGGAUUACUCUACGUUGCGUUCGUAAUGCAUUAAUGGGCUUUUACAUUUAUUAUUCCUGACACGUCGUGUGAUUUUACCGAAGAUGCGGCAGAUCGUCCGAUAGAAAUUUAUAUUUCACGCAUUUCUACUGGCCUGUAAUACUACUCUAGAAUAAGGGUAACUAGGCGAGGAUUUUUUUAAAUCAUUUUAAGUCAGUGCUGGUCUUACGGAUUAUUCCUGGGGAUUUUCGAGCGCACUUGGGGAAUUACACUACGUGUCAUUGGCAGCGUGCAUGAAGAGGUACUCGAAGUGCAACGAGCGUCGUGGGCGCAUUUGUACGGGCGUCAAAGAUAUUACGUUAUCUGGUCAUUUGGUUAAUUAAUCUCUUACAUUUUUCUCUCCAUCUUGUCAUGGACGAUGUAGGCGUAACACGGUACAAAUGUACUCACUUCCGACUCACGUAAAAUGAGAUUCCUUGGACGAAGUCGGUUAAACGGGGCUUAGAAAAAUCGCUCCUCGGUUGAACGAAGUUUCUGCCUUGGCUGGUUUUCUUUUUCUUUUUUUUUUUUUCCCAAAGAAUCGGAUCCCGAAGAAAUAUUUUCCUACAUUUACGAGAGGUCGGGGACCUUCAUCGUGGCUCCUCACCUUUCUUGUACAAUUAUAAAUGCCCGAAGUUUAAUGAUAUUCAAAGUCCAUUGAUUUCGUUGUCGAUCGCGAUAUGUAUUCGAGAAGUAACGCAAGAUUCAGGUCCGCGGGACGAGGAGGAAUUAAAGAAUUAUUAAUUUUUUCUCACGACUCCGUCUAUGCGAUCGUCUGACGAAGCGAAGGCGGAGCUCGAUUUUGAUCUUUUGGUGUUUAUGGAUACUUUGUGCCACAAGUUAUAAUUGUAUGCUCGAUAUAUAUAUAUUUUUUUUUGCGUAAAGAGGAAGGAAGGGACUACGAUCGAGGAUGAGGGAUUUUUUUUAAAUGCCGGUUGUUGAUACCUAUCGCCAACGAGACUACCGCGCGGACGGUAGAGGUUCCUCUUGGAUUCAAGACUCAAUUGUACAUUUGCUUAAAAUUAGGGUACGUAGUAUUGAUUAAAAGUCUGUGAAUUCUUAAUUCUAAGUUCGAACUCAACCUUGGAGCGCCAUCAAUCCGUGGAUUUUACUAUUAAGCGAGCGUCGUCCCGCCCUCGACGGGGGACGCGCAUAGGAUUUAAUUUUAUAAAUACUGUUGCGCGAUUAAUUAUAAAUACUGUCCAUCGAUUUAACGGUCCGGAAGUACGUCCACGAGCUGUAAUCAGGCUGGCGAAUCAAACGCGAAACGGUGGCCUCGUUUUAACGUCGUUCCAAGCACCUAUCAAAGGAUUUGAAGUACCGGCUAAGAAGUAUUAAUAUAACGAAGUACUCUAGUUACAUUUCGAUCUAUUCGGGGCAAUACCUCGAGCUGCGUUGUCCUUACCAGGGUGCAAAAGCAACGAGCUGCGUUAUUAUACGUUUACGUAAAUUAUUAGUCAUCGAGGACCUCCACCUUCUGGGCCACUGCUCCUCUUCGCCUUGCGCAAUCGUUUACGUGCAACCUUCUUAUAUACCCUUAUUACGCGAUAAAUCGUAGAAUUUAAUUUCGGUCUCCCUAUUGAGAAGCGUCCUCACUUUAUUAAUUCCAAUCUAAGACGAUAUUCCCAGCUAGGACGUGGCGAUAAACCAUAGAAAAUUAUAGAUACCCAAUACUGCGGUGACACAUUCGUGCGAGCUCUCGCUUUUCACCGUUUACAGAUCUAACACGUUCCGUUGGCGCGAUUUACACCGGGGGAAGAUGAAGUAUUUUUUUACAACCGCCCCUGGCUUCGUAGAAUUUCUAAAGAUCAAGCAAAUCGGAGGAUCCUUCAUCGUGCCGCUCUGACUUCUCUCUCUCUCUCUCUUUUUUUUUCCCCCUUUUUUCCUUACUUUUUUAUACGCUUUCUAAGAGUGGCCGUCAGACGCGAAGCGAGAGGCUUAUCAAUUUCCUCGCGAUAAACGUCUUCCGCGCCCUGAUCGAAUCUUCGGACCACUCUUUUUCGGAUCGGAUGAGAUAUGCGCCGGUGCACCGAACGCGGUCACAGGGACAAUGGAGUAUACGCGGCCUCGUAAACGCGGAAUUGACUCUCUGCCUGGGGAAUAAAAUUCCAACCGAGGGACUUUUGCCCGCGCCUCGUCCGCCCUAAUCCACUCGUAAAAAUGAAAAUUUACCGCCAAAGGGUAAAUCUCGGCCCCGGAUUUAUCGCUUGACGCGAAUCAACGUCUGAGUCGAGCGAUUUUUUUUUCUCUCCACUAGCUUUUUUUUUCUUUUUUUUUUCCACCCCCGGAACCGGAGAGCCCUUCCUUUGUGAUCGCGGGGGUGCAACGUCGAGUCGAUUUGCUCAAAUCUUUUAUGUUGAUCGCUUCGACUCGUCGAUGCGGUUUCCCUAGAAUUUCGGGGGAAGGCUUAAUUGUACAAUGGCGUUUUUCCUAUUUACAGAGAGAUUUAGAAAUCAUUGCUAUACGUCACUUAACGAUUAAUGCCGCAGACCCGAUUACAUUUGAUCAGGCUUUCGCCGUUUCCUUUCGUUACGAGUUAAGAGGUGCCGAUCGCAUAGUUAGAUUGUAGCGAGGGAGCGACUUCCUGGCCGAGAGGACUCAUCUCGGCCGGGUCGGAAAUCGCUGGUCCAGAUCGAACGCCGAUCGUGCUAAUCGUACUACGAGCUAAUCCUUGGAGAAUUAACCUCCUGUUAAGACGAGACGAGAUCACGCGGCUGGCGGCGAGGGAAUUAAAUACCAGAGUAUAUAGAUAAAUAUCCUAGCGUUACGAUAAUAAUGUGUAUUGAAAUAUCAUGUAUUAAUACCGAAUGAAUAGAUUAUAAAUAAAAGUAGUCUUGCAUCGAA
Orussus abietinus is the source of this 5765-nucleotide messenger RNA. Its product is annotated as titin homolog. The transcript is spliced from 4 exons. The coding region runs from base 15 to 2693 and encodes 892 amino acids. NCBI's taxonomy places the organism in Eukaryota, Metazoa, Arthropoda, Insecta, Hymenoptera, Orussidae. Gene Ontology annotation, cellular component: nucleus; site of double-strand break. The record is from RefSeq and is a predicted model, not a curated record. Gene Ontology annotation, biological process: double-strand break repair. Gene Ontology annotation, molecular function: nucleosome binding; metal ion binding; ubiquitin-protein transferase activity.